CUGCAGAUUCCGGAAUGGUGUUUUCUUCCGAACUUUUGAGUCUUUCACUUUUAGGGCGUCGUCCCAGUUUUAUCGGAUUUUAUCGUCUUUUUAGAUAUUGUGUUGAUUUUAUUUACGAACCGUGUAUUUUCCUCGAAGUUUGAAUUAAAUCAUCGAAUUCGUCGCGCUUUUUCUCGUGUUUUUAACGAAACGAAGAAAGAUAGAGGUUAUGAAGCUAGUCCUUGAGUAAAAAUUUUGUUUUGUUUAUCCUCAAUAGAAUGUGUUUCUUAUCUUUUCAUAUAUAUUACUGUUCUCUAUGAAUCCACAAAACUAUGUCAGACAUCUUUUUUCUAAACUUUCCCCUUGGAUGUCGACAGUUUCCCUCAUCUCUGUCUUGCUAACCUCUUUUGAGCUUGGCGCAUCAUAGCAUGAUUACGAUUGUCAACAAGUUAGUUUUUAAGUUAGUCGAUCAUGAGCUGGUUAAAAAGUAGCUCUUUUAGAUCAUCAAUCACCAGGCACCGAGGCAGUCCACCCGCAAAAGAAUUUGAUCCGUCAGCAUGUUACGACAGCUUCAAGAAACAUUGGCAGCAAGCAUUCGAAAUAAUCGAACGCACUCAACAGGAGAAAUGUGUUACCAAACAAGAUGAUGUGUUGAUUGUCGUGAAUCAUAUUGACCAAAUGAUAUCGCUGCUGUUGUUAGAGUUUCGGUCGGAAUUCAAAGACAGCCCCUGCCUGGAGUAUCUUUUAAGUGAAGAUCUGUUGGAAUGUAUUUACGACUGGAGCCUUAUUACUGGCAGAUUCAAUAAUUCCCUGAAGCUGGAGCAGUUCAAACUUUACGAGUCGUUAAUGAGUCACUCGCGGAAUGAGCUGCUGAUUCAUGAAUCGUUUCUGAGGCCGCUGCUAAGGCUACUGUCAUCCUGUGUUGAUCAGUGUUUUUCUGUUGAGGCUGAAAAACGGCUUGUCGCUUUACUGAAUCUACUUUGCGUCUCUUUCAUGCAACAGUCAGAACUGAUUGAGCUGUUCUUUCCGUCGCUUCAGGAACCAAGUCAAAACAGGUUUGUGAUUUUCUCACUGCUCAUCCCGUUCAUUCACCGCGAAGGACCAAUCGGCCAGCAAGCUAGAGAUGCUCUUCUCUUGUGUAUGUCUCUCUCCAAGCACAACGACAGCGUUGAAAGUUUCAUCACCAACGAAUCUAAUGUGUGUCCUGUAUUGGCCACAGGUUUAAGCGGACUGUACUCACGUCUACCACGUAAACUUUCAAUCGAAGCAGAAGAUUGGCAUCGAUUCACGCCGGACGAUGUGGCUGAAAUCAAAGAACUGACAACAUUCAUCAACUCUCUUGAAUUUUGCAAUGUUGUAGUACAAAUAUCGCACCCAAAAGUUCAAAAUGCUCUUCUAGAAUUCCUAUACCAAGGUUUUCUAGUUCCCGUUCUUGGGCCUGCCCUGCUCCAAGACUGUGUUGGUUUGCCGGGAUAUAAUUCACAACUACAUGCGAAUAUUGAAGAAGAUCUGAUUGUUGCAACUGCCUAUUUUGAUCUGAUGCUCCGCAGCGUGACUCAUCCUGGCCUCCUCCAUUCUCUUGUUCGAUUCACGCUCCAAGAAACAUACGAAGGCCAUCGCGUAAUAGAUGCACUUGUUACCAGAAUUAAUGCUGAAUCUCGGCUGUGUCUCGUGACUCUGGCCACCCUGGAAUCUCUUGUUGACCUCAACUGUGAAGACAUUAUGUUAGAUCUUGUUUUACGUCACCUUGUACCUUGCACUCACGUCAUGCUUUCUCAGCGAUCGAGAGUUCAGCACAUCGAUCCAUACUGCCGUUCAGCCCAGAAGUUUCUCUCACUCUCUCCUGCCAUUACUCGAUACUCAAGAGCAGAAGGAAGUCUGUAUGGAGACUAUCGUUCAUACUUAAGCCAUGCUAGAGAUAGGAUAACCUCUUGUACAAAUGCCACCCAAUCCUGGACGUAUCCAUACGACGGAGAAAGUCCACCGCAGAUUGCUGUUGUGCCAAAAUCUGAAGAACUGAAAUCAACCUUGGAGACUGAUGCAGACCAUAUAAGUUUACCUUCAGCUGAUGACGGCAGUAGUGGAUAUGAGAGCUUUAAAACUUUCAAAGAUAAUAACAGACUAGGAGAGCCUGAGGAUACGGGAGGCGGAGGAGGUGAUGAUGCGGAAAGUCUUCCCUCUCCAUGCGGAAGUGAUUCUGUGAUGGAAACGUGUCAUACUAGUAAUAAUGUCAAACAAAGCAAUAGCACAAAUAGUAAAACAUACUUGAAUAAUAUUUUAAGUACAACUCCUAGCAUAGGUUUGUUCUUGGAUAUCCUGUUUGCCAAAUUAGAGUCGAUGCUUUCUCAUGACCUGUAUGUAAAUUUGCACCUGACUGGCCUUGUAUCAAGACUUGCUGUAUACCCUCAGCCCCUCAUUCACUCCUUCCUUCUAGACCACUCAUUAGUUUUUCAACCCAGUAUACGUUCGCUCUUUCAGGUCAUCGGGACGCUUAAACAAAGAAUAGAGACAAAGUUGAGUCAUGAAAGCAACCUUGAAAGUCUCACCCAGGAAGCUCAGCUGUUUCUGCUGCACGAAGAAGACCGAAUAGUCAACGCCAGAAGAAACGCUCUCAAUGAAUCUCCAGCUAGUCUCCCACCAACAAAAUACUCCAAUGAUUCAUUUGAUAGAGGUGAUAACAAAAGGAGGAGUUUAUCCACAGCGUUCAAUGCAAUGUUCCGACGAUACUCAAAUUCGUACAAAGAUUCUCUCAAAGAAUCAGAACUGGAACCCAGUGAAGCUGGAUACUGGUUCUUUAAAAGGAAAAAUUGUGAAGUGAAGCGAGUGGUCAUGUGUGGAGUUCUCUUGGAUGAGUGGCUUAAAGAAUUAGCAGCAAUCACGCAAGAACAUGCUAUCGCCAAAAGUUGACCUGUAGUCCGUCAAUUUUCAUUUCACGUUGCAAUACUCUGUUUUGUUGUUUUAACAUUGCUUUUCAAAAGCAAAAGAUUUUAUCUACGUUUUUUAGCUUGUUGUACCUUUCUUCCAUCCAAUCAGCGUAAAUUCAUCGUGCUCAUGCUUUUUUAAACCAUGUUUUAAUCAUACAUUUAUUUUUUAACAUGAAAUAUUUAUUCAUUUAUUCUGUUUUGAGAGUGAAAAAGUUUUAAAAAUAAUUUUAUAGGAAGGCACUUAACUACUUUCGUUUUGUUACUACACUGUGCAUUAUGUUUUUAAAAAGACAAAAAAAAAUUUAUUUGUUGUUAUUUUUUACUUUCAUUUUAAUAAAUCAAUCGCAAAUAAACAGU
Messenger RNA from Bemisia tabaci, 3260 nucleotides. Its product is annotated as FHIP family protein AGAP011705. NCBI's taxonomy places the organism in Eukaryota, Metazoa, Arthropoda, Insecta, Hemiptera, Aleyrodidae. The record is from RefSeq and is a predicted model, not a curated record.